AUGAGGGUUUCGACAAUUUUAUUCGCUUCGUUGGCGAUCGCCAGGGCCGAGAUUGUGCUUCAAGACAUACCUCUCCAUCCUACUGAGCUUGUGUCGAACGAAGAACCCUCAUCAUUGACACCACUGGACGCUCAGCAUGACUGGGUCUACCCCGAGACUUUACCACCCAUGCCUCAGUGCAUUGCUGAGCAGGACCAGGCGGCGUGGUUAAGUGCCAUGACAAAAUGCACAAAGAAGCAAUGCAUGCGGCACUUUGGGGUGAUCUGUAGCCGCCACCAAUGGCGCACUCAACUCAGCUGUCUAAACACUGAGAUGUCACCUCAAUUUCUUGAACAGUACAUUGAUUACUGUAGCCGUUCGGUUCUGAAAAAGGCACAACUGUACCAGUGGAUCCGCACAGCUACGGAUCGUACAUGGCUCGUUGAGGUCGGCGAUGCCAACGGGUUACAAAGGCUUUCUCCAGGUUCGUUGACAAAAGGAUAUGCAACUAUUCGUGUCAUAGACAAGGCGCCGGCAUGUCUCACUCAGUCGGUAUCCGCUUCGUCAAUGGAGCCAUUUGGACAAGUCAUGGCAUCCUGUGGUUUCGAGGCUUCUACUAGACAUACAGGGAAUGCUAAACGUCCGUGGGAGUAUCAUGAAAGACAGCAUACAAUGGUCGCUCUUGAUGCCGAGAUUGCCGGGUACGACCUAACGCAUGCCAUUAUCCCGGACAAUGAUUACUUUGACAAGCAGUGUUUCUGCAAGACAUUUGAUGCGAGUCUCGCAGAAGGCAAUUGUGCAGGGCCCGGAGUAGAUUCGACGAGACAACGGCUAUGGAUGCAUGCUACUUGCGGAUCUGCGUCACUUCCUCCCAACUGGAGGGAAGGACUCAAAACCACUCCUCACGACUACAUUCCUACUGAGAGAUGGAAGUGGCCCCAGUGCUUCAAUUCCAUGCCAGACAGCGUGGUGCGGCUCCAGGACCAAUGCACAACUAAUGCUUGCAGAGUCGGCUUCGACGGCUACUGCUAUGUCCAACGUGCGGUGGAGAGAUCAUGUUUCUGCCGCAACAUCAGCUACGGCACAUGCAAAGGAUCCUGCCACGUCUUCGAAAACCGGAUCGAUUACGUACGCUGGCUUCACGACCUAUGCGGCGCCGAGGAAGGCUGGCAUGGUUUACCAGAGGAUUGGCACCAACUAGCUAGCGUCAGUCGUCGCGAUGCGAUCCCAUGGACAUGGUACAAAGACUCAUUCAGUCUUUCAAACGACAGCACAGGCGAAACCAACCCAUCAUCCCCCAACCAAACCUGUGAAUCUAGAGAAUGGAAACAAAUGAGUCUCCUCUUCAUCAACCUCGCCGCCCUCUUCACCGCCGUCUUCGGCCCAAAACCAUCCUCCAACCCAACCACCAACCCCCUAACCAGCAUCCUCUGGUUCCCGCGCGGCAUCGCCGUAGCAGCCCUGUACCUCCUUUCCAACGCCCUCAACGCCAUGCUCAUCCAAUCCACCCCCUCCUACUCCGAAACCCCCAUGGUCGAACUCGCCCUCCUCUGGUGCACCAUCCCCCGCCUAACCUGGCUAACCAUACUCCUCGUCCUCGCCUCCCCCUACAACCGCUCCACCUUCUCCGCCGUAGCCACAGCCAUCGUAUCCGAAACCCUCCUUCAAGCCCUCUCUGCUUCCACCAUGCUCUCCACCGUAUCCUACGGCUUCACUCACAGGUUCUACGCCCCAAACACUCCCGUACUACACAACCUCCCAGCAGCAAACUACAUGUACACCGGCGCCCUAAUGUGGACAAUCGCCAUGUUCCUCUCCAUCCUCUCCUUCUUCUACAUCCUCUUCGACCCCAGCACCCUGCAUCGCUCCCCCGCUCGCUGGCGCAACACCCGAAACGCCCACCUCGCGACCUCGCUCAAACAACCCUCUGCGCAGUGCUGGACGUGGAUCGAGCAGAAAAUAGCAGAGUACUGGAUCGAUAGAGAUUGGGAUUCGGCAUUUGAACACACUCCACUGGUGCAGAGUGAGGGCUACGUGCAUGCGGUGUAUGGCGCGUUGCCGGCCAAGACGUACAGAGGGCGCAGCACGAAGAGGAGGGUGGUGAGGGCGACGCUGGUGGCCGGGGUCAGUAUGGUGUUGCUGUGGAUUGCGCAGUGGGUGUUUUGGGUUGGGUUUGUGGGGGUUGUCGAGGACGAGUUUUGUACGCCACAGCUUGGACUCUCGACUUUGACGUGGGUGGUUUCUUCCAUGGCUGCAGUUGUUGGUGUGGUGAAGUCAUAG
Messenger RNA from Bipolaris oryzae ATCC 44560, 2259 nucleotides. RefSeq lists its product as uncharacterized. NCBI's taxonomy places the organism in Eukaryota, Fungi, Ascomycota, Dothideomycetes, Pleosporales, Pleosporaceae. Bases 1 to 2259 code for a protein of 752 amino acids. The transcript is spliced from 3 exons. The record is from RefSeq and is a predicted model, not a curated record.